This is a messenger RNA of Vespula vulgaris, 5634 nucleotides long. It is a transcript of the gene Sema5c, whose product is annotated as semaphorin-5A. Lineage: Eukaryota; Metazoa; Arthropoda; Insecta; Hymenoptera; Vespidae. Bases 668 to 4039 code for a protein of 1123 amino acids. Gene Ontology annotation, biological process: negative regulation of axon extension involved in axon guidance; positive regulation of cell migration; semaphorin-plexin signaling pathway. The record is from RefSeq and is a predicted model, not a curated record. The transcript has 16 exons. Gene Ontology annotation, molecular function: chemorepellent activity; semaphorin receptor binding.
GGCGCACACCGUCCCGAGUCUUCAGUCAGUCUUCGGAUGGCGGAGUGUAAAUCGUGUGAAUCGUUAAGGUUGUGUGUCUCCUCUCUCUCUCUCUCUUGCGCUCUCCCACCCCAGGCACCCCCCUUUUACUCCACCGACCCGUCAAUAUUUCUUCCGUCGUGUAAACAAACGCGACGACAUUUUUCUAUCACUACAGGUCGAACAAACGAUCUGUAGUUUAUCGUCUCUCGUUACUAUAUUAUAAUCGACGAAUUUGCUUUAACCGCGUAAUUCGCCGAACAAAUAUAUACUAUAUAUUAUAUUUAUAUAUAUAUAUAUAUAUAUAUAUAUAUGAUAUAUAAGGAGAAAUUAAAAAAAGAUAAAAAAACAAGAAAGAGACAGAGCAUAAAAGAACAUUAGUGAAAUGGAGUGACAGUUUACGUACUCUCUUAAUGUGAAUUUUUUUUAUUUCUUAUUUUGUUUCUUUUUUUUUCCUUCCUUCUUUCUUUCUUUCUUUCUUCCCCGAAAAGAAGUUUAACAAACAUGAAAAUCUACGUCGAGCGUGGACAGAAACAACAUGAGGGAUAACGCCGGGGAAGAUCUUAACGGUUAGACGAAUCUUGGGCGGAUUUAAGAAGACAAUUAUCGAAAGAUUUUUUCGACACGAGUAAAGAAUGGGAAGGGGUAGAUGACUGGUAGGAUGAGAGAGAAGAAGGGAAAGGAGCAAAAUGAAAGAGAAAGAAAAAAAAAAGAAAAAUUGCCAGAUUCAAGGCAGCUUGAUUCGAUCAGGAUGGAGCUACGGUGGUCCCUGUACUGCACAAUGAUGUUGCAGACUUUCAUAGUAGCUUUACACGCUAUCGACGACUUUCGGCAUAUUUCUUACGAAGAUCUUGUGGACGGGAGUAUGUUCCGCGAAGAAGGUGUGACGACAUAUUCGCAGCUGCUUUUCGACGUUGCUAGACAGCAGGUCGUCGUUGGUGCACGAGACAAUCUCUACCGCUUAACGUUGACGUCUCUAACACCUUUGGAACACGCCUCCUGGACCGCACCGGAAGAUAAAAUAAAUACCUGUCAGAACAAGGGCCAAAGCCCCGAGGAUUGUCACAAUUACAUAAAGGUACUUCUCAGCAAUGGCAAAAGUCUAUUCACCUGCGGUACUUACGCGUUCAGUCCUUGGUGCACCUGGAGAGAGAUCGAGAAUAUAACAAGCGUGACGAGCGAAAUGUCAGGCGUGGCGAUGUGUCCGUAUUCACCGCAUGCCAACGUCACCGCACUUUUGGCUAGAGGUCCAUCCGGUGGACUCUUCGCUGGGGCACCAACUGAUUUUUCUGGAUCCGAUCCUGCGAUCUACAGGACUCUCGCAUCACCAAAUCUCAGGACCCAUCAGUACGAUUCCAGAUGGCUGAAUGAUCCACAAUUCGUUGGUAGCUUUGAGACCGAAGAUCACGUGUACUUUCUGUUUCGUGAAACCGCAGUGGAAUAUAUCAAUUGUGGCAAGAAAAUAUAUUCGAGGAUAGCUCGGGUUUGCAAGAACGAUCGAGGCGGACAGAUCAUGAUGAAGGAUGUCUGGAUGACUUUCAGCAAAGCUCGCUUGAAUUGUUCCCUUCCGGGCGAGUUCCCUUUCUAUUACGAUGAGAUUCAGGGUGCUGUCUAUCAUCCAGAAGAAAGGAUAGUCUAUGCGACUUUCACGACUCCGAUUAACGGCAUAGCUGGCUCGGCGAUCUGUGCCUUCAAUAUGUCCAGUAUCGUAGCAAGCUUCAAUGGACCUUUCAAACAUCAAGAGAACUUAGGAGCCGCAUGGGAAAGGCGACCUGUUCCUCAUCACAACAGGGAACAUUGUGCAUCACCAUCGAACACGGCACCUCAUUUGAUAAUCGAUAAUCAAAGGUACCAAUUGAUGGACGAUGCUGUCCAAAGCUCCACGUUGACGCCAUUACACACCGUAACAUUGGAGAGAUUCACGCAGAUCGCUGUCGAUCUUACACCAACUAAAUUACAUCGUGGCGUAACCGUAUUAUAUGUUGCAACGACCGAGAGAUUGAUAAAGAAAAUAUCUGUACUUCCGAGGACUCAAGAAACUUGCGUAGUUGAGAUAUGGGGUCCACUUCCAUCGAUGCCAACCACAUUGCAAUUCUUAAAAGACACGCAAAGUUUAUACGUUGGCAUGGAAAUUGGUUUGUUGAGAAUACCAGCAGUUCAAUGUCAUCGUCAUCGCAGUCGUCAGGCAUGCUUGAACGCGCAAGAACCAUAUUGCGGUUGGAACGAACACUUGAUGAAGUGCGCCCAAGCACCUAAGCAAAAUCAUCUUGCCACUCACUGGCAUCAGGAGGUUACGAAAUGUCCAGUUCUCACUGAUCCAGUCGAUGGUGGUUGGAGUGCAUGGAGUGCCUGGUCGGCCUGUCAACAUGGCACUGGAGAACAGUCGUCUCAUGGUCAUUCUCAUACACACUCCUACUUUGAUCACGAAGAGAUCACCGAUACUUGUCAAUGCCAGACUAGAGAGUGCAACAAUCCACCUCCACAGCAUGGUGGUACAAGUUGUGUUGGAGCACGCGUUAGAGUGACCAACUGUACAGUUCAUGGCGGUUGGACAACCUGGUCAGCUUGGUCAGCCUGUUCUCAAACUUGCGGCUUCGCUAUGAAAACACGUAGACGUAGUUGUACGAAUCCCUCUCCAGCUUUCGGUGGCCGAGUCUGCGUAGGACACGAUCACGAUGACAUCGUAUGUAUCGAUCUACCACCUUGUCCUACGCCAGCGAAAGUUACUCCACCGCCUCAAAAUGGACAAUGGUCUUCUUGGGGCGCAUGGAACGCCUGUAGUCGGCCAUGCAACGGAGGCUUUCGAAUUAGAAGAAGAACCUGUGACAAUCCCUCGCCUAGGAAAGGUGGUGCCGAAUGCAUCGGAUGUGAUUUUCAGGUCGAGGAAUGCAACAUUCAGCAAUGCGGAGAGACUAGAAGAUAUUCAGGGUGGACACCUUGGUUAGCCGUGAACGCAUCGAUACAAAAUGGAAGCGUGGGUUAUACUGAAAAGCGUUUCAGAUUUAGCUGUCGUGCACAAACGGACGAUCCCUCAAGCGUGAGAGUUCAAUUUGCGAAAGAGGAGGAACGUUAUUGUAGAGACGAUGGUUCCUGUUUGCGAACGAACAUCAACGGGUACGGAGAUAGUGUGGUCGAAAGCGGUUGGAGCGAGUGGUCAACUUGGUAUCCUUGCGAUCGACCUUGUGGAGGGGGCUCACAGCGUAGAAGAAGACAAUGCGAGUCACCACCUUGCGAGGGAAUAUCCGUACAAACGAGAAUAUGUAACAUUCAUCCAUGUAGAACAACAACUUUCGGAAGUGGCGUAGUAGAAGGACAAUGGUCCUGUUGGACUGACUGGUCCGAAUGUUCGGCUUCUUGCGGUGUUGGCGUUCGUACGAGGACAAGGGAAUGCAUCGGACCAGAGAGUUGUGACGGACCCAGACUCGUAAGAGAAACCUGCGAAAUGCCUAGCUGCGAGUCCUUACUAGGCUGGGAUACAUGGUCCCGUUGGACCCCGUGCGAUAACGAUCGUCAACAACAUCGAAAACGUCAGUGUCUUCAACAUGGUAAUGGAAUGUGUCAAGGACUCAAUCGGGAAACUCGAGAUUGUCUUACGGAUUGCACGGACAACGACGUAAACGCUUUGCCAUCCAGCGUAGAAAGUGCCAGCGUGUCGGUAGGAGCUGUCGUGGGUAGUUGCAUCGUUGGAUUUUUCAUCGGAUUAGCUCUAACAGCGGUUCUCUGCUUCUAUUAUUUGAAACGAAGAAAACCUCGUGUACCAGGAAGUCCUCAUUACAUCAGUAAGCAAAAUCCUUACGUCACAGUGCCAUUAAAGGAGGUAAACGCCAAGAGACAACCUAGUUUUUCCGGUAGUACGAACGGAAACGGUACACUUCGUGGAAAAAGUAAUCCGAACGUGAACGGCCUUGGAAGUCCAAAAUUAUAUCCGAAAAGUUUGGAAUACGAAUCCGCGACAUUGAAACGUAAUAGUCACGGUCAACAACACAUUCGUGCUGAUCUCGAUCAGGACAAGUACUACUGAACGAACAAUCGACCGUAUUAACAUCGUUUUGAUAGUAUUACUUCGUUUGACAUUAACGAAUAAUGAUCAUCAAGGAACGUUGAUAAGAAAAAGAAAUAAUGAUUUCUUUUUUCUUCUCUUAACACAUUCGCUGCGUCUCCAAAAAGAAAAGAAAGAAAAAAAACAACAAAUACCUUCGCUAGGUACGGUUUACAAUUUUCUUUUUUUUUCUUUUGGAUUCAGUUCAAGAUAUUGUUUAUGUAUUACGCCAAACGGGGAUCACGCGCAUCGUAGGAAAUUUCAAAACAAUUUCGUUAAUUGUUUCGCGGUUAUUUAAAUCCUCAACAAUCGGGCGAAUGUGUUAAUCGUGUUAAUCGUCAGGUCACUGUGAAAGGGACCAAAAAGAAACACACAAACAAAAAAAAAGAACAACAUAUCAGGUAUAUUAUCGUUUUAUACAAGAACGUAAAAGCAAUACAUUAAGUGCACUUCGCAGAGUAUCUACUUAAUUAAAGUAAUUACUUACAAUGAAAUCGGUGCGUCUGAUUUGCGUAUGAUAAGAAAAAAAAAAAGAAGAAAAGAACGAAUUUAAUCUCAUGCGCUUUUUUUUACGAAAACGAACGAAUAAACCCUGAGAAGCCUAAUCUUAUGAAUCAUCACGUAGACGCCUUAGACGGUUGAUACAUUCGAUUGAUAUAUAGCGUGUAAUAUGGGACAAAUAUUUUUUACGAGAGAAUAUUUACAUAUAGUUUAUUUUUUAUUUUUUCUUGUAAAUACGUGAAGAAAAAACCGUGUGCGUGUGCGUGUGCGAUACGAAUGUGCGUGUUACAAAGUGAGUGAUAAAAUGUGUCUUUGAUAUGAUAAAUAUGUAUUUGGAAGCUAUAUUUGUACAAAGAAGUUUCGGGCGUUUUAUAUACCAAUCGAGGCUGAGAUUCCGUCAAACGUAAAGGAAUGUACAUACGAUAUAUUAACGAAUAUUUUCUUCUUUUUUUUAUUUUUAUUUUUUUUAUUUUUUCAUGAUAGAAAGAAAAAAGAGGAUUUUUGAUACCGAAUAACGUAGUGCCAUGAGUUUGUACAUAUAGGACGCGUUUUUAAAAAUAUUACUUAUAUAUAUAUAUAUAGUCACGUGAAGAAACGAUUUAAGUGUAUGUUUGACAAUAUACAUAUAUAUAUAUUUCCACGUAACUUUACAUUGACUUUCGUCUGGGUUACGUUUUGCUAUUGGCUCAUAUUGAGUCGUAAAUGCGAGUUUUGAAUUACGUUUAAGGGAACAAUCGCAAGAAAAAAAAAAUAACGAUAUGCCUUAUUGCCUGUCGUAAUUGAUCAUUUUAUGCGAGAAAAAUGUCGAAUGAUAAUUUUAUAACGAUUGUAUUUUGUAAUAGUUGCGUAUUAUUUAACGACUUGUUUGAAAAAGAAAUGAUUAAAACUCUCUGUACUUGAUUACGAGUAAUUGAAAAUAGAGAGAGAGAAGGAAAGAGAGUAAAAGAGAAAGAGAAAGAAGAUAUACUUUCGUUACGAUUAGACUGUUAGAAAGAUCUCGGCAGUCUUUACUUUUUACAUCGAUAUUCUUCUAAGCUCCUUUACGAUCUUUAAUGCAGAUAAAAUAUUAACAAAUA